This is a messenger RNA of Coregonus clupeaformis (lake whitefish), 2307 nucleotides long. Its product is annotated as protein PHTF2-like. Gene Ontology annotation, cellular component: endoplasmic reticulum. The record is from RefSeq and is a predicted model, not a curated record. NCBI's taxonomy places the organism in Eukaryota, Metazoa, Chordata, Actinopteri, Salmoniformes, Salmonidae.
UUGCUCCAUAUCCACAACACGUUCCUGGAGAGUCACUAUAACUGGGAGCUGGUGCUCUGGUGUUCCUCUCUGUCUCUCUUCCUGCUACGCUUUGUUACCCUCGGCUCAGAGACCAGCAAGAAGUACAGCAACACCUCCAUCUUACUGACAGAACAGAUCAAUCUGUACCUGAAGAUGGAGAAGAAACCAAACAAGAAGGAGGAUCUGACAUUAGUCAACAACGUACUGAAGCUGGCCACCAAACUAUUGAAGGAGUUGGAUGCUCCGUUCAGGCUGUAUGGUCUGACGAUGAACCCGCUGCUCUACAACAUCACCCAGGUGGUCAUCCUGUCUGCUGUGUCUGGGGUCAUCAGUGAUCUACUGGGCUUCAACCUGAAGCUCUGGAAGAUCAAAUCAUGACAGUAAGCUGAUCAGGACACAGUUGGCUCUCUGGAAGAUGUGAUAUAUUCUCUCACCACACGAGGGCGUUGUUCUCCUUUCGCUCACUGACUGACUGGGCUUCCCUGUAUCUAUGGACUGACACACAGCCCUGUUCAUAUCAGAGUGCUUACAUUUCACUUGUGCAAUUCAAGAUAUAUUUAUUUUACCCUUUCAGUAUUUUAGUUUUUUUCUUCAUAUUUUGUUUUAGGAAAAACGUUACGAAAUGUUUUAAUUGUUCAAAAAGUUAUUUUAAGCUAUACAGGUUUCGUGUUCUCAGAGGGAUGGGAUCGAAAAACAGCAAGAUGACAAUUCAGUUAAAAAGACAAUAAAAUAGGUAAAAGAGUUCCAUCACUUCAGACUAGUUAGUACAAUGCGCAUUAUAAUGCAGCUCUUUAGUUUCACGACUGUGACCCACCCACACACACACAGUCAUUUCACUGUGAGAACUGCAACGGGCAGUCGUUUCAGAUCAUAGACGGACUGUAAUAAUAAUCAUGUGUUUUAAAGCCUACAUACAUACACACAGGUUUUACUUCCUGGUAAAUUCAAUGUAGGCUUUUUUUUUUGCUUUUGACAACAACGGUAUACCAAAGUUCAAGAAUAGAUGAACAAUGUUUCUAUGUGUUUGGAGUUUAUAAUGAUAAGCUAAGUGACAGCUGUUGUGGAUAGACAGAGGCAGGAUCAGAACACAUCAGAGACGAUUGGUGAGAAACAGUACUGGCUGGAUGGGAGGUACAGUACUGGCUGGAUGGGAGGUGUACUGGCUGGAUGGGAAUAUCCAAACCUAACCAACUGCUGUAUAUCAAAUACAGACAUUUAAUUGUAUUUGAUCCAGGCCUGCUAGCCAAAACUAAACGGUGUGUGACUGACAACUACAUGAAUGUUGUUAACUAUGUUUUUUUUUUUUUGGGGGGGGGUGUGUAAUGGAAAUGUGUUUCUUGCAUACUCCAAGUCCCCCUGAGACCUUGAGGGAGUGGGGUCACAGCUAUUUAUGGUGAUGCCAUUCAGUAUUGGCUUCUGUACUCCCAAGCCUAUUUUCUAAACCAGACACUGAGUGAUGUGUGCAGUCAGGUUCACUAUUACUAUUCAGGCAUGUAAGCCAUCGUCACAACCCAGUCAAAACGUUGCUUUUUCUUACCUUCCCUUUUUACUAUUUUACGUUGCAUGGCUUUAAUUUGAGUUAUUUCAAUGGUUGGACUGUAUUUCAAGCAAUAACUCGUAGCGCUACACAGAUAGACUGAAAGUGUUUGUAUUACAUUUAGAACAAAGAGGUCCUAGGUCUUAGUCGCUGUACACACUCGAUGUUCGCCGCUACAGUUUGGAAUGCCUGACAAUGUGCACUUUAAAGUAGUGUAAAUCUAAUAUGUUACAUGUUUCAAUGUAGUUGUUCUUUUUGGCGUGGCUCAGUCUGUGUGAAGAUGACCAUAGUGCUUUUUAUUUGCUGGAAAAUACUGUAUUAUUAACACGCAAAAAAAAAAAAAGUUUGAUGUUGCUUCUUUUUCUUUCUCUGGCAUUGGGCUUUUUUUCUUUCCUUUUGUUGUAAAGAUGGUUACUCAUUAUUUGUAGUUGUGAGAGAAAAGAAACAAUUUGCUGUUACUUGAGUCUGAAAAAUUUAUUUAGAAAAUUACUCUGAACGUGUCCGAAAUAGCACCCUAAUCCCUAGUGCACUACUUUUGACCAGAACCCUAGUCAAAAGUAGUGCACUAUAUAGGGAAUAGGGUGGCAUUUCAGACGCACAUUUGUUUGCGUUGUGAUUCCGUUUUCAAAGGAAGUCUGCAUAUUUAUGUUGAAGGAAAAAAAAACUACUUUUUGUGAGCUGGUCUGUUUUAUCAGUUCUAGGUGUUUAUAAGAAAAAUAAAAAUGGACAUUGUUGUGUCACAGACUCAA